Messenger RNA from Jatropha curcas, 991 nucleotides. The record is from RefSeq and is a predicted model, not a curated record. Lineage: Eukaryota; Viridiplantae; Streptophyta; Magnoliopsida; Malpighiales; Euphorbiaceae.
GACAUGAUGCUAAGCAAGGGUUAUAUGCCUGAUGUUGUUACCUACAGUAUCUUGAUUGACUGUUACUGUAGGAGAAAAAGGAUAGAUGAGGCGAUGAGGCUUUUUGAUGAAAUGCCUAGGAAAGGCUUGAUUCCAGACCAUUUCACAUAUAAUUCUCUUAUAAGUGGCUUGUGUAAAGCAAAGAACCCUCAUGCUGCAUAUAAGUUUUUCAAGAACUUGUGUGCUAGUGGCCAUUCUCCAGAUACGGUGACGUACAACAGUUUGAUAGAUGGCUUCUGUAAGCAUAGGUGUCUAGAUGUGGCAUUGUCGCUAUUUCAUGAAAUGCAGAAAAACUCAUUGAAGGCUGAUAUUAUUGUCUAUAGUACCUUAAUUGAUGGUAUGUUCAGAGUUGGAAAAGUUGAAGAUGCAAAGGAACUGUUUUCUAGACUGUCCAUAGAAGGGUUGCAGCCUGAUGUUUUCACAUACGCUAUAAUGAUCAGUGGCCUUUGUAAAGAAGGAUUACUAGAUGAAGCAUUCAAGGUGUUCAGGAAAAUGGAAGGGAAUGGUUGCUUGCCAGAUAGUUGCUCUUAUAACGUGAUCAUCCAAGGAUGUCUCCGGUGCAAUGACUCGUCCAUGGCAAACCAACUUAUUGAUGAAAUGGUUGGCAAGGGGUUCUCCGCCGAUGCCACCACCAUGGAGUUGGUAAUGAAUUUAGUUUUGAACAAGCCUGAUGAUCCUCUUGUGCAAAAGUUGCUAAGCUGCUCUAAACAUUCUCAAGUUGUAAACUUGAAGUGAGAUUUUAGGAUAGAACAACUGUUAUACUGUUGCAGGAGGUUUUUCUCAUAUUUCUAGUUAUGCCACUGCAAUUUGUCUUGAAAACGUGUUCUAUUUUCUGCAAUUCAAUCUUUAAAUGAUGAUUCAAUUCAGUAUUUUCUGCAAUUCAAUAUUUGUAUCAGACUCCUGCAUAUUGCCUUAGCAAUAGUAUCUAUUUACAAUUGCUUCAUUGGAUACA